Molecule: messenger RNA, 1756 nt
Organism: Salvia splendens (bonfire salvia)
Lineage: Eukaryota; Viridiplantae; Streptophyta; Magnoliopsida; Lamiales; Lamiaceae
Product: probable GMP synthase [glutamine-hydrolyzing]
Exons: 5
Coding region: 409-1593 (394 amino acids)
Biological process (GO): base-excision repair
Molecular function (GO): DNA-3-methyladenine glycosylase activity
Source: RefSeq, a predicted model, not a curated record
GAACUCACUCACAGGCUGCCUUGUUGAGAUGGCAAGCAUUUAAUGGUUAGUUUCUGUUCGCUUCUUUCAUCACAAAUGCACUCACCUACUAUCUCUCUCUCUGUUUCACGCACACACUCGCUUCUCCUCUCUCUCUCUAGAAUCAUCCAUCACUGCCACCCGCUGAUCAACCGCCGCAGCAGUUUCUCCUCCCUUCCGGCCGACCCGCGCCGCCGCUCCAGCUCCACCACACUUCUCUGUAGCUAAAUGUGCUCCCAUCUCUCUCUCUAUGCAGUGCUAAUUGCUUCUCUUGUUUCCACUACAGCACAAUGCGCCUCCUUAAAGCCCUAAUUUAGUCUACGCUAAGCGAAUUUCUUGAAAUUUGAUUUGCUUCUUGUGUCUAUAAACCCUAACUGUUUGUGGCCGAUAAUGUCUGAGCCGCCGAUGGUGAAUUCGAUCAAUUUUACCGAAUCUGAGGCUCGGCCGGUGCUUGGACCAGCAGGAAAUAAAGCUAGAUCUGUUGAAUUGAGAAAACCAGCUGUGAAGCCGAAGAGUGUGGAUACACAGAAGCCUCCGGCCACCGGCGAGGCGAAGGGGAACAGGUCUCCGGCGGCAUUGAAGUCGCCGCGGAUGAUUGCGGAUAAAAUUCCGUCGCCUGUGGGAUCCAGGAAGAAUGUAGGUGGUGCUGCGUCGAUUCUGAGGCAGCGCCAGCAGAACUUGUCGAUGAAUGCUUCGUGUUCUUCGGAUGCUUCUACGGAGUCCUCUCAUAGCAGGGCGUCGACGGGGAGGGUUUUCCGACGAACUGCAAAUUCUGCACCAACUAUAAAGAGGAAGACGCAAUGCGGCUCGAGAGGGGAGAGAUUUGAGAUGGUGGAAGGAUAUGUGAGAAGUGUUGGGAGUGAGAGUGAUGAUGCAUCAUUGGAUGGUUCUUUGGUUAAAAAAAGGUGUGCUUGGGUAACUUCAAACACUGAUUCACUGUAUGCUGCUUUUCAUGAUGAGGAAUGGGGUCUUCCAGAGCACGAUGACAAGAAACUCUUUGAACUGCUUAGCUUUUCCACAGCAUUGGCUGAAAUAACAUGGCCUGUUAUUCUCUGCAAAAGGCAUAUAUUCAGAGAUGUCUUCGUGAACUUUGAUCCAAUAGCUGUGUCAAAAUUAAAUGAGAAGAAAAUCGCUGCACCAGGAGGUCCUGCCAGCUCUCUUCUGUCUGAAAUGAAGCUGCGAGCUAUAAUUGAAAAUGCACGUCAGUUUUGUAAGAUAAUUGAUGAAGUGGGGUCUUUCGACAAGUACAUCUGGGGUUUUGUGAACCACAAACCUACUGUUAGUAAUUUUCGUUAUCCUCGUCAAGUUCCAAUUAAGACAUCGAAAGCAGAUACCAUAAGCAAGGACCUUGUGAGAAGAGGAUUCCGUGGAGUUGGACCUACAGUCGUCUACUCGUUUAUGCAAGUUGCUGGGAUCACAAACGACCAUCUCACCAGUUGUUUCAGAUAUGACGACUGCAUACAUGCAGUUGAUUUGAAAGAGACAAACGAGGUUACAUGCAAGAAUGAAGAGAAUGUAGCUGACGAUCUUGUUCAAUUUGAAUUGUCCAGAGACAUCGAUGCUUUGAAUCUGUAAUCUGUCAUAUGAAGGGUUUAGUUUCCCAAAAUUGGAUCGGCUAUUGCAGAGAGAUUUAUGUACAAAUCUUGAUAAAUUAUUUUGUUCUUUUCUUGUAGAUUGCAUUAUAGCACUACAUGUAUGUAUAUGCAGGAGAAUAAACCUCUCCUGCUUCUUGCUUCAA